CAAGAAUCGAUGUAUAUUUGUUCCAGCCCAGCUCAGCUCCUCCUAUCUCCUAGUAAACAUAAUAUAAACCGAAAUAAAAUACAAAUAAAGAUGAGCGGAGCUCACAGGGAGGCGAUCCAGAAGCAAAUCCACCAGGACUGGGCGAACAGGGAAUAUAUCGAAGUGAUAACUGCCAGCAUAAAGCGCAUUACCGACUUUCUCAACUCUUUCGAUAUGUCCUGUCGCUCCCGUCUGGCGGUUCUCAAUGAAAAACUAACGAUCCUUGAGCGACGCAUAGACUACUUGGAGGCGUGUGUCGCCCAGGGAGAGACAUUAACGUAAACGCUGCCCCCAUUCUUACACUAAGCUUUGUACAUUUAUAAGAUAAUUAAAAAAUACUGAUAAUAUUUAA
Messenger RNA from Drosophila biarmipes, 391 nucleotides. It is a transcript of the gene HSPC300, whose product is annotated as probable protein BRICK1-B. The transcript is spliced from 2 exons. Gene Ontology annotation, molecular function: protein-containing complex binding. Lineage: Eukaryota; Metazoa; Arthropoda; Insecta; Diptera; Drosophilidae. Gene Ontology annotation, cellular component: SCAR complex. The record is from RefSeq and is a predicted model, not a curated record. Gene Ontology annotation, biological process: regulation of actin polymerization or depolymerization; cell motility; actin filament organization. Bases 10 to 321 code for a protein of 103 amino acids.